AUGGAGGAUGUGUUUGGGUUCGAAGGUAUCGUUGCUCCAAGGCCAAUUGAGCAUCUAGGUGAUAGUGACUUCAGUUUUGGAGGUCAACUUACACCGCCUUUGAAAAUUCAUGAGGAUGGUGGUGAAAGUGGGUGUGGUGGGAAAGUUUGGAUUGCAGGGGAGUUACUAUGUGAGUACUUAAUCGAGAAAUCGACUUCGGACGCAGUACUUUCUCGAAUGGAACGAGGUCUGGGCCAAACUGGUGAAUUUGAGAAAAUUUUGGAACUCGGAUCUGGAACUGGGCUUGUGGGAAUUUGUUUAGCUCUUUUGUGUGAAACUCGAGAUUUAGAAGUCUAUGUGACCGAUAUUGGCGGUUUAAUUGGGUUAAUGCAACGAAAUAUCGAUCUCAACGGUGUUUGUGCCAAAGUUCACGCUAAAGAACUCAAAUGGGGCGAUCCAUUGGAACCAAAAUUUCAACCUGAGGCAGGUAAACGUAAAGUUGACCUAGUUCUCGCUGCUGAUUGUGUUUAUCUGGAAAAAGCUUUUCCUUUGCUUGAAAAGACUUUGUUAGAUCUAACUUCUUGUGACGAUCCGCCCAUGAUACUGAUGAGCUGCAAGAAGCGUAGGAAGGCUGACAAGCAUUUCUUCCAGCAGAUAAAGAAAAACUUCCAGGUUAUUGAAAUCCAAGAUUUUGCCAAAUUUGAAAGGUAUUUGGCCCAGAGGACUCGUCUUUUCCAAUUGAAAAGGGUUCACAAGAAACCGUUGAUGUUUUCUCGUUAA
Molecule: messenger RNA, 759 nt
Organism: Lachancea mirantina
Lineage: Eukaryota; Fungi; Ascomycota; Saccharomycetes; Saccharomycetales; Saccharomycetaceae
Source: the annotation of a GenBank genome assembly